GGGCGCGAGGCCUGAGCGGUUUGUCGCGACAGGGGCCCUAAAAAACCCCUCUGUAUCAUUUAUUUCUCCGUUAAGUGCAUUUCAGUCGUGCAUCGAGACUCGUGAGUGCAAGUUUGCGGGUCAAACUCACCUCCUCCUCACCCCCAAAAAAAAUCAAUCAAAAUUACGGAUAAUACUUUUUAAUUACACCGGGAGGGGUUGCAACGAGAGGGAAAUUUAUUUGUCCACCGGCGAUGGGGUGGAAUCGAUCAGUCGUCACUGAUGAAUUAACGCGACUUGACGGGUAUUUUUUCAACCCCUCGGUGAAUUUUCAAUAGUGAAAAUAUCAUAAUUGUGGAUAUGGAUUUGAGACGGGUGAAGGGGAUGAAUGGAGUUAUGUAAUCUAUUGUGAGGAUUAUGGAAGGACGAAUGGAUUUGUAAGACCGGCAGAGGUGACCGGAUGUCAGUGAUAACGUCGGCUGUCAAUCGGCGAGGAAUUGGCUGUCCCCGGGGGCUUCUCGGGUUCAUGAUUAUUCGGAAGUGAUUUUUUUUUUAAGGGUGGAUAUGUCUGAUACAUCUUGGGGAUCAUCACUGUGCGAGAGGGGCGUACACAGGAGCCGGAAACGCACCGGAAAGACAAUGAUCAUCUCCGUCGUUGCUCUCUUCGUUGCGGGAUCAUUAUGCGGCAGCGUCAGUGGUGAAGCUGGAAAACAAUAUAAAAUGAGCACAAUUUGUAAAAAUCACUUUUUCCGUGAUUUGUACAGAAAAAUUCAUGGCGCGGUUGUGCUAUCACAGAACGAGAGAAAUCUCAAUUGUGUCACGAUAUUCCAGACGCACAGUAUUUUGCAGCGAUUUAUGCUGAGGUUCGACAGAUUACAACUCGAUUGUAACGAUCAUCUUUAUAUUUACGAUGGAUCGCACGCUGGCAGUAAUUACAAGGCAGAUUUAUCCUGUAAGAAUACGCACCUGAGUGUGGGUGCGAUAUACACCCGCACAAACUUCGUAACAUUAAAGUACGUAACAGACGGAUGGGGUACUGACACUAACGGCUUUCAGCUCGUCAUCACCGCCGUUAAGGACGAAAGACACCCCUGCAAAGACUUCCGCUGUACCAUGAAUAUGUUCUGCAUCGAUGAGAAUCUCGUUUGCGACGGUAUAAAUCACUGCGGUGAUGGCUCGGACGAAGUAUCAUCCACCGUAUGCGCCAACACCGAGGCGUCAACAAUACUGGGAAUGCAGAAGACUUGGUUUGCCGUCGCCCUAGUAUUCGGUGUACUGAGUAUAACGGCCCUUAUCACUGCUGGUGUUUUGUGCUAUUGCCGGAGGCGAGGAACAACCCCUAGGCACUCGCACAACGCGCACAACGCACAGAUGACGCACCCUCCUGUUAGCUUCCCAUGUCUUGCAAGAGUGAAGUUGAAUAGCAUAAAGAGAUACAUCAGGGACAUGAGAAUCAUGGGACAACGUUCGGAAUCUAAGCACAUAUAUAGACUGAGUAUGCUGAUGAUAAUGUGCCUUCUGUCGAUGGGUGUCUUUGGUGUUGUCCUGUCCAACAAUGUGACGUACAGAGUUCACAGGACUGACAAAAAAUCACGACAGUUUGGGGCUAAUCAUCGUGAUUAUUUUUUGGGACCAUGUCUGGUGCACACCAAUCAAACGUGUCCAGACGACGAGGUUACGUUUUUCCUGUACACGAGGGAAAAUCCUGGAUCAGGUAGACAGAUACUUGUUAACGAUUCAUCGUCUAAUCUUGCCGAGACCAACUUCAAUCAUCGACAUCCAACGAAAAUCAUUGUUCAUGGAUACAACUCAGACAUGCGAUUGGAUUCACUGGUGGACAUUAGGAAUGAAUAUCUGAGGAAGAGGAGUUACAAUAUUAUUGCUGUUGAUUGGCAUCGUUUGGCGGUUGCACCUUGUUAUCCAAUAGCUGUACACAAUGUGCCACAUGUUGGUGAUUGUCUGGCACAGUUGAUUCAUAGAUUGAGGGACAAUGGUGCUACGGAUAUUCAUGCUAUUGGAUUUAGUCUUGGUGCACAUGUGCCAGCAUUUUCUGCUAAUGUAUUGAGACCGUAUAAAAUACCCAGGAUCACUGGUCUAGAUCCAGCAAUGCCACUUUUUAUCACUGUUGGAAAGGAUGAAAAAUUGGACUCCGGUGAUGGGGAUUUUGUCGACGUUUUUCAUACGAAUGCAUUCAUUCAGGGAAAAGUUGAGACAAGUGGACACAUUGAUUUUUAUAUGAAUGGUGGCAUCAAUCAGCCCGGUUGCUGGGAGAAUAGAAAUCCUUUUGGAUGUAAUCAUCAUAGAGCAGCUGUUUAUUAUGCUGAGUCUAUCAACAGUCGUGUGGGAUUCUGGGGAUGGCCUUGUCCUGGAUUUUUUGCAUAUCUUUUGGGAUUGUGCCCACCAAGGGGACCUGCUGUACGUGCUGGCGAUCCUGUUGAUGAGAACUACAGGGGAUUUUUUCUCGUUCAUACGAAGGCUGAGAGCCCUUUUGCUGAAGGACUUUUUACCAUUGAUGGGGGUGAUAAGACAUCGUGAUUUUCAGACUAGGGGUUUCAGGGGUAGAUUGAUUGGAUACUGUCGGUGGAGUUGAUGAGCUGAGAUCAACUGCUAGAUGUAGCAGGGUAUUGAGUUUUUAUUGAAGUGUGCUAUUUAUUAUUUUUUGUGAUUGCAGAGGUAAUUGAAUGAUGAUGUUGAGAGGCGCAUGAUGUGUUGCAUAAGUUACUAGCGAUGUAUGCUUGGUAAUAAAUUGUUUAUUUAUUUUUUGAAUUGAUUAAAUAUUAUUUUGCUGA
Messenger RNA from Diachasmimorpha longicaudata, 2768 nucleotides. RefSeq lists its product as uncharacterized. The record is from RefSeq and is a predicted model, not a curated record. The coding region runs from base 544 to 2514 and encodes 656 amino acids. Gene Ontology annotation, molecular function: lipase activity; protein binding. Gene Ontology annotation, biological process: lipid catabolic process. The transcript is spliced from 6 exons. NCBI's taxonomy places the organism in Eukaryota, Metazoa, Arthropoda, Insecta, Hymenoptera, Braconidae.